This is a messenger RNA of Solanum stenotomum, 336 nucleotides long. RefSeq lists its product as uncharacterized. The transcript has a single exon. The record is from RefSeq and is a predicted model, not a curated record. Bases 1 to 336 code for a protein of 111 amino acids. NCBI's taxonomy places the organism in Eukaryota, Viridiplantae, Streptophyta, Magnoliopsida, Solanales, Solanaceae.
AUGGCGUUCGUUUUAGUAUCAGGAAAAUCCACCAAAGCACAAUUAGUAGCGAUAGCAGAUGCAGCUUCGUUGUACUGUGCUAUUUUCAUAAUGGGUUUGCUUUUAAUUAGCUCAGUGAAAGAGAAUUAUUCAACUGAUGGAGGCGUCAUGAAAGGAAACCACUUCCUGAGCCGGCCUUGUGAUGAAAUUUAUGUGGUCGGAGAAGGAGAAACGUUACAUACGAUUAGUGAUAAGUGUGGUGAUCCUUUUAUUGUUGAGGAGAAUCCACAUAUUCAUGAUCCUGAUGAUGUUUUUCCUGGUCUUGUAAUCAAAAUCACUCCUAGGAACAGAUCGUAG